This is a messenger RNA of Pyricularia pennisetigena, 1698 nucleotides long. RefSeq lists its product as uncharacterized. The transcript is spliced from 8 exons. Gene Ontology annotation, biological process: transmembrane transport. Gene Ontology annotation, molecular function: transmembrane transporter activity. The coding region runs from base 1 to 1698 and encodes 565 amino acids. The record is from RefSeq and is a predicted model, not a curated record. Lineage: Eukaryota; Fungi; Ascomycota; Sordariomycetes; Magnaporthales; Pyriculariaceae.
AUGAGUGCUAGAAAAUUGCUCCGCGAGUGUCAAACGCCGACAGAGACGCCCCCAUAUGCACCACAAGAUCGGAACAAGGGCACUGCUGCUCUACACGAUGGAAUUGGGAGUGGUUCUCUCGGCACCGUUCAGUUACGCAACGAUCACACCGGGGAGAUCAUCCUCGUGCCCACGCCAUCGGACGACCCCAAUGACCCCUUGAACUGGCCUCAAUGGUACAAAAAUGUCGUGGCUGCCCUUAUCUGCUGCGCAAUGCUCAUGUGCAACUUUCUUGCCGCUGGCCCUACAAUCGCCUUGAUAGAUACCGCAAUGGACUUCUUCCCUGAUGCGGCUGACCCGGAUAAUCCAGAUGCGUUUGACAACGCCGUUGCCGCUGUCUCUUAUUACUUUACCACAACUUCUCUCCUUCAGGGCAUCUCGAACUUUUUGUGGGUUCCCCUUGCCAAUAAAUAUGGUCGUCGCCCAGUAUAUAUCUUGAGCUAUGCCAUCUACCUCGCUUGUGCAGUCUGGUUGGUGUUUGAGCAGUCAUACAAUGGCUUCUUGGCAGGACGCAUCCUCAUGGGAGUUGGAGCGGGAGCGGCAGAAACUAUCGCACCCAUCAGCAUCGCCGAUAUCUUCUUUCUCCAUGAACGCGGCACCAUAAUGGCUCUAUACACGGCUUUCCUGAGUGUCGGUGUUGCCUUUGGAAUAAUAAUAUCGGGUCUCAUCACCAUUGACCAUGAUUGGAGAACAAUCUACUCCGUUGCUGCCGUGUUGAUAAGCGUGAUUCUGCUUUUAGCUGUUCUUGUCUUUCCCGAGACGGCUAGAGACGCCUAUGUGGGUAAAUCUGAAGCUGGAUGUGCCCUUCAAAACGUGGCUCGGCAACCAGCCACGAGCGACACUGAACAAGAGCCCCACGGCGAGCAACCGAUGUCUGUAUUGCACAAACGAGGAUAUGCUCAGUCUCUCAAGAUAUUUACAGGCGUGCACACGCGCGAGAGCCUCUGGAAAAUCGCAGUGCGGCCCUUCGGCUUGAUCCUCCUUCCGCCAAUUUUAUGGGCAGCCCUGGUGGAGGCCGUCACUAUAGGCUUUCUUGUCGCGGUAACGUCAAAUGUGGAUGUGGCCUUUGAGGGCACAUAUGAUUUUGAAUCAUACCAGGCUGGACUAUGCUUCAUAUCGGGUGUCAUCGGCGCGCUCAUUGGCAUCUUCGCCGGCGGUCAUCUGAGCGAUUGGGUUGCGGACGUGCUCACCAGACGCAACGGUGGCGUUCGAGAGCCCGAGAUGCGUCUGCCCGCCAUGAUACCACCCCUGAUAACCACGCCACUGGCUCUGAUACUCUUCGGAGUCGGUAUAGAGCAGAGGCUGCAUUGGAUGUGCCCCACUAUCGGACUUGGUCUAUUAAACUUCUCCAUUACGUCGGCUACAAAUGUCUGCCUCGUCUACGUCAUCGACGCCUAUCGCCCCGUGGCUGGCGAGAUUACUCUAGCGGUUAUGGGCUUCAAGUCAAUCUUUGGCUUUCUCCUGUCGUUCUAUACGAACCCCUGGGUCGAUGACUCAGGUUUCAUGGAUGCCUACGGAUCCAUGGCAGGAAUCGCGGCGUUCGUCAUUCUUGGAUGGAUCCCAUUGUAUUUCUGGGGUAGUAGGAUACGAAAGGCAACACUUGAUUGGCCGGCUGUGAGGUUUGUCAAAUGGGGUUGUGAUAGGGAAGUAGGAGAGUAG